Messenger RNA from Spodoptera frugiperda (fall armyworm), 1148 nucleotides. Its product is annotated as early boundary activity protein 2-like. The transcript has 4 exons. Lineage: Eukaryota; Metazoa; Arthropoda; Insecta; Lepidoptera; Noctuidae. The coding region runs from base 276 to 1010 and encodes 244 amino acids. Gene Ontology annotation, biological process: negative regulation of Notch signaling pathway; positive regulation of neuron differentiation. The record is from RefSeq and is a predicted model, not a curated record. Gene Ontology annotation, molecular function: transcription corepressor activity; DNA binding. Gene Ontology annotation, cellular component: nucleus.
UAAUAAAUAUUGCCAUCUAAGAAAAUCGUUGUUUAAUAAUGGUAUAACAACUAAUGGCAUUACAACUAAUCAUUACAAUGUGAAGUUUUAUUUGAAACAUAACUUCAAAAUAAUAAUAAUCGUCACACUUCGAAAUUAACAAAGGAGCGGGUAUAUUGUAAUAGAAAUGCGUUUUUACUAUUUUGUUUGUACCCGAACGUAUCGAGUGGUUGACGGAGACAAUAAUCACUGCUUUAAAGUCAAAAUAAAACAUCAGAGUUACCGACCAUUUAAACAUGGCUUACCCUCUAGUCUACGAACUAGAUUACGAUGAAGUUGUGAAAAAAUAUUACAAAUUAUUAAAGGCUUUACAACCAAACUGCGAUAAUUGCGAAGAUGAUCAGGCGUCGUCGGUUUUACCGCGGUCAGAGCCACCAGAGUCGCCAAAUGCGCUGGCCAAUCCAACUGGCAGUAGCAGCAGUGAGGAAGUUACGUUAAGAUUAAGAUAUGAUAGCCAACCUGACGCCAGUCCCACCAUAAAAUCCGGGAAAGAAGACGGGCAAAAAAUUACAAAUGAAGAGUUGAGAAUUCAAUCAUAUGAUACAAUCAAAACCAAUAAGGAAAAUCAAAAUGAUAAGUGCGACAAAAUAAUCAGCGAACCACAUAAAUUGAUCGGUAUUGGUACUGGAAACACGAUGGUACAUAAAGAUAAGUACGAAAGAAUCAAGUGGGAGUCUUAUAGUAUUGCCACAAGGACUUUACUUCGUCUUACCUUUCCAAGACAGACCUUGGCGACCCAUACUUUGACGGGGAAGAAGUCGCCAGCUUUUCAACACAAGCCAGCUAAGAUGUGCUUGGAUCCAAGAAUAAUUAGUGAUGUGAUCAACGAGGUGAUGAAGAAAUGUGGCGUACCAGAAAAUAUUAUUCGGAGCAUCAUUUCAAUUAGUUGCUCUGAUGAGGCCAAGAGGUUGAAUAGACUAAAGAACAAGACGUCUAGAGGAAAUAACGAAAACAUACUGCCACCAGCUUAGAUACAAGAAGAGGCAAACAUGUCAUACGAAGUUGACCAGCUAUACGAGUGCAACGUAGCGGGUUUCUGAGACCCAUGGGUGUAUUGUUUAUUACGGUACAUUUUAUUGACAAAAUAUAACAUUUAAAAAGAGGUUAAU